This is a messenger RNA of Plasmodium vivax (malaria parasite P. vivax), 5544 nucleotides long. RefSeq lists its product as uncharacterized. The transcript has a single exon. Gene Ontology annotation, molecular function: protein binding. The record is from RefSeq and is a predicted model, not a curated record. NCBI's taxonomy places the organism in Eukaryota, Apicomplexa, Aconoidasida, Haemosporida, Plasmodiidae. The coding region runs from base 1 to 5544 and encodes 1847 amino acids.
AUGAAGAGUGUUGAACACGACAAUGACGCAGCCUCGCAAGGAAAUGAAGUAAAAGAAGAAGUUGUAAACCAGUACAUUCUAAAUAAACUGAGCCUAAUUUUUAACAACAAUAUUAAGUCCAUAUCUCAAGAUGAUGAUAAUCUGAAUGAAGAAGAAAGCGAAAGAGAAAAAUACAGGAGAGCAGACACCAACUCAACCAAUGAUAUUAGCACCACGACAGUAGGAGGGGAGAAAAAUGCUCCGCUAAGCAAAAAAAAUAGCUCAGUAAAUAUCAUCGAAAGGAAUAACACCAAUGUUGUGGAUGUGUGUAGUACGAGUAAUCACCAGGGGGGGGUUAGCAGCACAGCGCCGGGCACGGAAAAAAGCCUUUUGAGCGUCCCCAAUGUGAACAUCAUCAACGUGAGCAGCACCAAUGUGAGCACCACCCACGUGAGCACCACCCACGUGAAUGAGAAGAAUAAUCUGAACAUCGUUGACAUAAACGACAUGCACGUUUUGGAAAACAACUCCCUAAGUAAUUCGCUAGAGAAGGACAUCCUAAUGCAUAAUGGGGGCCAGGUGAAGAGGGAAAAUACCCUCGAAAAAGCCAACAGCAUCAGCAUUAACGACCUGUUCAAGCUAAACUCAGAUGCGUAUCUAAACAUUGACAGCUCGCUGAAGAAAGGGAACCUCAGCGAAAUUUUAACAAACGAGAAUAAUCUGAACAUGUAUAGCCACUUCAAUGGGGCCAACAUCAGCAGCAGCGUUGUGAAGAAAAACGAACGAUGGAAAAGAUACAUUAAAUGUAUAGAACCAUUUUUAGAUGUCCAUACGAUUAUAAAUCUAAGUCAAACGUGUAAAUUUUUUUACAAGAGGAAAUAUAAAGUAUGGCAUAAUAGGUUAAUAUUUAAUAGCUAUUUAGGGUAUAACCCUAGGGUACUCUACGAAUAUGUUUUUCCGAGAAUCUAUAAGCACAUUCACAGGUCAGUGAGGAGAAGGCUUUGUCUAGAUUUCACCAUGUGCACUUUAAUAAAAGACAUAACCGUAGCGAAUGUACUGAAUCAGAUUUACAACUUUGAUUCUUUAAAUACCAAGCAUUUGUUUAUUUAUAAUUUGCAAGAAAUUUACUUUGACUUUUGCCAUCACUUGACCGAUAAGACCUUAGAAGUUUUGGCGCAGACCAGAUUGCCCUCUUUAAAAACGCUAAGUAUAAAAUGUGUCCGCAACAAAUACCUCACGUGCGCCCCCUUGACAGUCAUGUUGAGGAAAAACAACUGGCCAGUGUUUACCAAUUUUAUUUGUUCCUUUUCCAAUGCGUGGCUAGAACCCAUUUUCAUUAUGGCCAAUUUUAUAAUCAAUCGAGCGAACAAUCAGAAUCAUUUGAUUUACCAUAAGUUGAAGAAUCUACGGAAGACGUUAGAGACGAUGAAAAAUUUUGACAAUUCCAUCGUUUCGUCAUCUGCUCAUGAGGAAUGCAACCGUAGGAUUAUUAACGAAAGCAGUAGUUACAAUUUUAUGAGCUUGCAGAGCUGUGCGGAUGGAAGUAGCAGCAUGGAAAAGUCCAAUUUUGCAGACUACACCUGUACGCAUGGGCACAACAACGCGGGGUGCACUGGUGUUUGCAGUGGUGUGUGUAGUGGCAGCUGCCCCAACGGAUGUGCCAGCGCCUUCCCAAGUGGGUACCCCAAUGAGUGCACCAACACUUGUAGCAACACCUGUAGCAAUAAUGUGUACAGCCGCAGUCGUGACCAGGACAGAAGCCGAAACGCCGGCAGCAAGAAAAAACUGAAAUCUCUACUGAAUAGCGAAACAGAGUGCAGCAUCAGUCAGUCCGAAACGAAUAACAACUUUAGCCUUUUUAACAAUUUUUUCUACAAUACUAUGAAGCACUUUGGCUAUUCCUCGAAGAUGCAGAAUGGGUUGCCGUACCCGGACUAUAGCACCCUUGCGAAAAGUUCCCCGCAGAGCCGGAAGGACGAGCUGCAGGUGCCGGCCGCUGGUUCGAGGCCACACGGCAGCGCGGUCAGCAUGGGGAGCGGCGUCGGGAUGGGAAGCGGCGUCGGAAUGGGUAGCAGCUACGGCGGGAACAUCCACGGCAAGUGCGGGGGGAAGAACUCCACCGCAGACCCCAGCCACAGCGGAAGCAACACCCCCCAGCCGCACGAGGGGCACGACGGGGCGCACCACCAUCACCAUCAUGAGCAUGCACACCAUGAUCAUGCACACCACGAUAAUGCACACCACGAUCAUGCACACCACGAUCAUGCACACCACGAUCAUGCACACCACGAUCAUGCACACCACGAUCAUGCACACCACGAUCAUGCACACCACGAUCAUGCACACCACGAUCAUGCACACCACUACCAUCCACACCAUGAGCAUGCACACCACUACCACCCACACAUCCGCGCGCACGAGAAGAAGGACAUCUUUGACGAGUUCCUCUCGGGCGAGUGCACCGCAACGUGCAGCAACGAGAAGAGCAGCCCCGCGAACGAGCCGGAGAGUGGCACCUCUGCGAAGCACGAAUGUAGAGGGGCAGACGGCAAGUGCCUGAAGAGGGAAGAAGAUGAAGAGAGUUACAACGCCGAGGAGAGGGGAAACACGGGAGAGGCCCACCAGAACAGUCACAACGAUGGAGGUAGCAGCUGUUGCGAGAAGAGGAGGCAGACGAAUGAAAAUAGCAAGAGGAAGAACGGCGAGAAGGGGUCCCCCGAAAAUGCAGAGGAGGAUACGAAAAUUCGAAGAGUAAGGGAAGGCGAGGAGGAGCGAAAUGAGAAGAGGAUCGACAAUGAAAGGAGGAGCGAUAAAGAAGCGAGCGAAGGGGUGAGGGAGGAUCCCCAGGGGAAUAACCCAAGUGAUAAAAGGAGCCAUAAAAGGCACGAAGAAGAGGAAGAGGAUGAAGAGCACCUGCACGAAAAUAACAGUGUAAGCCCCGCGGAGGAGAAACAUGCAGUGAGGGAAGCACAUGGGGCAGAAAAAAAAAACCAUAAAAAAAAAAAAUUGGAAAAGAAAAAUUUCUAUGAAAGUAAAAAAAGCAGUCGAAUAGGAAGCAAUAAAAAAUCCAAAGUGCUAACAGCAGAGAAUAUCUUCUGCAUGAAUAUUUUACACAACAAUGUGAAUACCUUUGAUGAGGAAGAGGAAGACGAAGAAGAUGAUGAGGAUGAUGAAGAGAAAAAUUUGAACAAGUGCCGAUGUAAUGGAAAGAGUUGUAUAUACACCACAGAAGAAAUUAACUUCAAAUGUAAAUGUGACGACUGCCCUUUUGCCAAUGGCUACAAAAAUUUAAUAUCUGUGGAUGACCCCUACAUCCAGUCGCACUUUGUGCAACCCAAUUUAGAUAUCCUCGGCUCAUGGGGAAGCAAAUGCUUCCUCGAAAGUAUAGGGCUAGACAUCUACGUCAAGGGGUACAGCGUAGCGUUGAAAAAUGAAAAUAUUAAAAUUUGUGUAAAGUUAAGUAAAAAGAUACAAGAAGAGCUAUACGAUUUGAGCAAGAGCGAGAAGUAUAAAAAUAAUAACUUGGUUUAUCUCCUCAGAGAUAAGGGAAGCGAAUUGCUGUCGAACACCCCGCUAACCAUCGAAACGGAUGAGAACAGAGGAAUCGACAUUUGGACUUUGCCCAUAUCGCUGGCUAUUAGCAAAAAGAAUAGGUACCUCUUCUAUUUGGUACUAAAAGGAGGGGCCAAAAUUGACAUUUGGGACUACUUGGGGAAGUCCCCCCUGUACAUCGCGUGCGAAAAUGAGUCGAAGGAGUUCGUGGAGGUGCUCCUGGAAGAGAGGAGGAAGCGGAAGAAGAAAAAUAACAUCAUCCAGUACAGCUAUAAGAGCUCUGUCACGAUGGAUCGGGAGGGUUCCUUAGCAGAUGGUGCCAACAUUGGUAACGACGCGCGGGUGCACUCCACACAGGUGCACGCCGCACAGGUGCACUCCACACAGGUGCACACCGCACAGGUGAAUGAUGCAUCUCUGGGUGCAUCGCCCCCCGCCGCUACGGAAGUGGAGAAAAGUGCCCCCAAGGGGGGAAGUUCACCAGAAGGAGGUUCCCCCGAGAAGGGCAGCUCCCUCGAUAAGGCAAACUCCCCGGAUAAGGCAAACUCCCCGGAUAAGGCAAACUCCCCGGAUAAGGGCAGCUCCCCCGAUAAGAGUAGCUCCCUCGAUAAGGCAAACUCCUUCGAUAAGGGGAGCUCCCUCGAGAAGGCAAACUCUUUCGAUAAGGGAAGCUCCCUGGAGAAGCAAAACUCAAACGAUGCAGAGUCAACCACGUGGGAAGGACCCAAAAAAAAUAAUGACAAUUGCAACACAAUUUGUGUAAGUCCCUAUGGAAACACAUGCGACAGUUAUUAUGUAACCUUCCCCAUAGACAUAGAAAAUGGGUACAUCCCUCUGAACAUCGCCAUUAAGAAGAAAAAUUUCUCCAUCGUGAAUUCGCUAGUGAAAAAUGGAGAGAAUUUGAAUAUCAUCUGUCCCUUCGUGAGGGACUACAAAUCUCCCCUCUACCUCGCCUGCGAAAAUAACAUAAGCGAAAUUAUACAGCUGUUACUGGAAAAUAAGGCCAACCCGAAUUGGUGCUACCAUAACAAAUUCACCCCCAUUUUGCUUGCCUACAAUUUAAACAAAGCCUGGGUGAAUCAUUUUAUUGAUGCAGGGGCAGGAGAAAAACCAUGCGAUAGGCAUAUUCUAACGGAAGUCCUAUCUUGCGCCAUUUUUAAAAAUGACCUCUCAACUGUGCAAUUGUUGUUGAAGAAGUAUCCGCAGCUGCUACAGAAGGAACAUAAUUUAUGGUCCCUCCCAUUUAUCCAGGCAUCCAAAUUGGAGAGACUAAACAUUUUAAAAUAUUUGCACACAUUGAAGAAGGAAAUUAUUAACCAGCUAGAUUCAAACAAUGUGUUGUCUCCAAUCCAUGCUGCCGCAGAAGAAGGGAAUUUGGAGAUUUUAAAAUUUUUACUUGAAAAUAAUGUAAAUAUAAAUUUAACAAAUAAAUACCAUCAAAAUGCUCUGCAUAUUGCUUGUCUGGAGAAUCAGGAGAAGGCUGUCCAGCUGCUGCUAUCUCAUAACAUUGAUGUGAAUUGUAAAGACAACAUCAAUGGGGAGUGCCCCCUCAUGAUCUGCAUCCGAACGAGGAACGAAAUCCUAGCGCAUCAUAUUCUUAAUGAAGGGAAGAAUAUCAAUUAUAACCUUACCAAUAUACACGGAGAAACUGCCCUAAUAUACUCCAUUUUUUAUGGCCUCUACGACAUUGCCGAUGUGCUGAUGACCAGAGGAGCCGACGUCUCAGUUAGGGACAUCAAUGGAGAUAAGUCCUACAACGUCGCGUGCGAGAGGGUGCUCUCCCACAGGACUUGCAAAAAGGUUCUGAAGAAAUUCCUCAAACUGUAUAGGUCUCAAAAUAAGAACUUCCUCCCCAAGAAGAACAAAAUUAACAAGAAGAAUAAAUUCUACCAGUCGUACCAGAGCAUCAACCAGAGCUUCCUCAGCAUCUUCCGCAUCAAGAAGGAGAAAAAGAAGAAGAAGCCCCAGUCGCCCUACGCGGUUGAGAACGACGAGGCCGUCCUUCGCGAUUAG